AUGAAAUUUUUAGUAAUUUUAUCAGUCGUAGUCGCUUCCGCAGUGAUAGUUAAUGCAGCUCCAGUUAAUAAACGCAGCGAUGAUUAUGGUAAAAAGGAAUCAAUGGAACCUGAAAAGCCAUAUAAUCCAUUUUACAAUCCAUGGGUACCCACAGACAAACACAAACAUGAUUAUGGAUAUGGUUAUAUUGACAUGCAUGACAAACAUACUGACUAUGACAUGAAAGACAAACAUGAUGACUAUGACAUCAAGGACAAGCAUGAUGAUUAUGACAUGAAAGACAAGCAUGAUGACUAUGACAUGAAAGACAAGCAUGAUGACUACGACAUGAAAGACAAGCAUGAUGACUACGACAUGAAAGACAAGCAUGAUGACUACGACAUGAAAGACAAGCAUGAUGACUACGACAUGAAGGACAAACAUGAUGACUAUGACAUGAAGGACAAGCAUGAUGAUUAUGACAUAAAAGACAAACAUGAUGAUUAUGACAUAAAAGACAAACAUGAUGACUAUGACAUGAAGGACAAGCAUGAUGAUUAUGACAUGUAUGAUAAACAUGAUGAAAAACCAAGUUAUUAA
Messenger RNA from Rhizophagus irregularis DAOM 181602=DAOM 197198, 579 nucleotides. RefSeq lists its product as uncharacterized. Lineage: Eukaryota; Fungi; Glomeromycota; Glomeromycetes; Glomerales; Glomeraceae. The record is from RefSeq and is a predicted model, not a curated record.